AUGGUUGAAAGAUCCCCUCCUAACAACUUGGAAAUUUUUAAAAGAGAUUAUAGGAAGAUUGUAGAUUACCUCAAAGCUCCCCUUAACAAGUAUCAACACAGUGCAUUCCACAUUAUGCUACAAUUCUGCGAUGCUCCUUUACGGUGCUUUACCUUCCCAGAUUACCAGUUGGCGCCAACUUUGGAAGAGUAUUCCUGUAUUCUGGGAAUUCCCAUCAAGCUUCAAGUUCCUUUCCAUGCAUCUAUGGAGGUACCUGAUUCUGAACAUAUUGCUGCGGCCCUUUACUUGGGCAAAUCUGUGGUGGAUUCUAAUCUUAAGACAAAAGGAGGACUCCCUGGGUUUCAUCUAAGCUUCCUUUUGACCACUCUAGAUGAUUUGGGUAAAGAAGAAGAUUGGAAGGUUUUCAAUACUUUUUUGGCAUGCAGUAUCUAUGGCAUUGUUUUUCUUCCUAACGUGGUUGAUUUUGUCGAUAUGAAUGUAAUUCGUAUCUUCAUGAUGGGGAAUCCUGUACCAACACUUCUGGGAGAUGUUUACCAUUCCAUUCAUUCCAGAAAUCACAAAAAGAGAGGUGGUUUAGUAUGGUGUUGUGCUCCUCUUUUGUAUCAUUGGUUCCAAAGUCAUCUCCCUUGUAAAGGAGCGUUCGUAGAUAACAAGGAAACUUCGAAAUGGUCCAAGAGAUUGAUGGGACUUAUUUCCAAUGACCUAGUGUGGUACAACUUGAGGUUGGAUAGAAUGGAAAGGUAUGAGGUGAUUGUGAGUUAUGGAGAAUUUCCUAAUGUGCCACUCAUGGGCAUUAGGGGAGGCAUAAACUACAAUUAUGUGUUAUCUCAAAGAUAA
Molecule: messenger RNA, 837 nt
Organism: Lathyrus oleraceus (garden pea)
Lineage: Eukaryota; Viridiplantae; Streptophyta; Magnoliopsida; Fabales; Fabaceae
Exons: 1
Coding region: 1-837 (278 amino acids)
Source: RefSeq, a predicted model, not a curated record